ACUUGAUAAAGACAGGGUUCAACUACAUCAAUCGGCAUGGAUGUGGCACAGCUUAUAGUCAUUGUACAGGAAUACGAAGAGCUGUACAAUACAAGACAUUCAGAGUAUUCAAAUCAACAACGAAGGGACAAUAUCUGGGAAGAGAUAGGAAGGAGAAUGAAUCAGCCAAGUUCAGCUUGUAGAAUUCAGUGGACAAGGAUUAGAGACAAUCAUCGGAAAGCCAUGAAUCUGCGCAAAACAAAAAGUGGACAAGCGAGUUCAAAAAUGAAGCCACCCAAAUAUCAUCUGGAGCUACAAUUUUUAACUCCAUAUCUUAAUGAUAGUGAACAUCGCAUGUCUAACAUUGCCCCUUCACCUGGCUAUCUGGCGGAUGAAGAAAGCGAUGGAGAACCAGAACCUACUUUUGCAGUUCCAGUUCCCACUCCUUCCCCAGCAACAAGUGAUGCACAAAGUUUAUGUUCCAACAGUUCAACACAUGGCAAGCGAAAAAAAACUUCAGGAUCUUCCACGCCACAACACACAACAGCAUUGGUUUUGGAAAAAUACCUCAAGAGCAAGGAGCUCAAAUCACCUAGUCAGUCUGACACAUUAACAAAUUUCUUCGUAAAUAUGGCUCAAACUGUAAAAACAUUUCCCCUUCAAGACCAAAUUUACAUAAAAGGACAAUUGUUUCAGAUGGUGAAUGGUACUGAAAUGCGACUGCUUCAAGAAAGGGACCAAAAUAAUCGUGUUCAUCCAAUUGAUGUGUUGCAGCAAAAUGCAACUUCAGAAGAAGACGCUACGCAACACAGUAUAAUGCAAUUACUGUAAGUGUUAAUUAUAUUUCAGCAACUUAUGUAUGCGCUUAUUACAAACUUGAAGUUAUUUUUUAGUUCAAUACCAUUAUAGAGAAUGAUACAUUUAUUUUCAAUUUUGUGUAAGAUUACAAAAUAAACGGAAAAUGUCCAUACAUUUAUUGCAUUAUUACUUUAAGUGUUAAUUAUAUUUCAGCAACUUAUGUAUGCGCUUAUUACAAACCUGUUAUUUAACCUUAUUACAAAAAGUUAUUUUUUAGUUCUAUACCAUUAUGGAGAAU
Messenger RNA from Scylla paramamosain (green mud crab), 1075 nucleotides. RefSeq lists its product as uncharacterized. Bases 37 to 810 code for a protein of 257 amino acids. The transcript is spliced from 2 exons. The record is from RefSeq and is a predicted model, not a curated record. Lineage: Eukaryota; Metazoa; Arthropoda; Malacostraca; Decapoda; Portunidae.